UUUCUGUUCUUAUUUUACUGUUUGAGGGCCAAAGGUGUCAAUUGUUGUGGCAAACAUACACAAUCACAUGAACAUUGCAUUGGUUUUAUUGACUCAUUGUCGUCAACUUUAUUCGAAGUUUUAAAAUAAAUACAUAACCUUGAAUAUAUACAUAACCAUAAAUACAUAAACUUGAAUGAAAUUAGUGAUAUGAAUGGAAUAAAUUUAAUGAUGUAUAUUGUACGAUAAUAAAUUAUAGAAAAAUAAUUUUAAUAAUUCUAACAAAUUACCAAUAGCAUCGUAAUAUAUUUAUUUCUAAGAAAAACAAUAUUUAAUGUGCAUAUCUGAGAAUAUUGCUGCUCUGUUUUUAAGUAUAUUAUACAUAUUGCUUUUUUUAAUAUAAAUUUUGAUAAUUUUGGUAAUAAAUCUUGAAAGAGAAUUAUCAAAGCUAGAACUGCAAAUGCAAGAUAGAUAAUAAUAAUAAUAAUUAGAUAAUAAUUUUGAGCUUGAAUUCUUAUAAAUGUAAGACGCAGGUGAACACAAGGUAAGUUUGGACACACCCCACAACCAUCUUUGGCCCUAGGUGUUUAGCAAUUUAUACAAAUUAUCUUCUAUAUAUAAUAUAUAAAUACAUUAUUUUUAAACGAUUUUGUAAUUCAAACAAAUUUAAAAGGAGUAAUUGAGUUUAGAAUACAAAUUGCUAAGCACCUUACUACUUUUACAUGUGGUAGCAUGUACAUAGAGUGCAUUUCGAUGAAACAAUCUCAAUAUCAAUUUUUCUAACGCUGUUCUUUAAACCUUAAAGAUAUAUACUUCGUACUAAUUUUAUACUUUAAUCGAAAUGGAUUUUAUGUUAGAUAUUAUUUAUAUAUGUGCAAAAAAAAAGGGAUAGAGGGAUUUCUCUGGAUUAUCCACAUACUUGAUAAGAGAAAGGGAUUAAUUUCUCGUCCAGCAGUAACGAUGUCUGAGAGAAACCAGCCUGAUCUCUCUGUCCACUCAGAAAUCAAAUGUUUACAUGUUGUCGAUAUUAAUAUUCCCACGCUUACGUGAUGGCACUAAAUGCCGCACAUGACCGAUAUUCGGCCGAUCCAAAAAUCACAGACGAUAGAUAUUUUAAUUGAUGCAACGUACAUCUACUACUUCUGAUUUAUAAUCUUCGUGCUUUCCGACGCCUGCGCUUUACGAUAUUGCCAGGACACUGUAUUACUUAUAUUAAUGUUGCGAUUAAUCUUAAGAGUUACCUUUUAAUUGACGCAAAAAAAAUUCGUGUUCCACGAGAUCGUUAAUAAAUUUUGCGUACGAACCGGUGUUUGCCGGACGAUAAAGUAAUUGCGCAAUAGUGUAUAAUAACCGGAAAAAAAAAAAACAAAUCGGUUAAGAAUGGUUAAGAAUCUCGAUGUUGAAGAAGAUGAAGGAUCGUAUUUCUUCCGAUUCGAAGAUUUCCACAAAACAAAAGAACAAAUCGUCCGUUAAGAGACUGCCGAAUCAAGAGGAUUUUUUCACAUUGUAAACACAAAGGCGAGUAUCAUUCUUUUCUACAUUUUAUAUUCUAUUUUAUUUAUAAACUAUCUGUUAUAUGCAAAAGAAAUUAUUGCGGAUUUGUAUCAAUAAUGUCGUUACGCGAAUUUGCAUCGUUAUUUGUAAUAAGUUUAAGCGAUGCCAUUUAUCUCUUAAAUUUGAUUCUCUUAAAUGUUUUGACACGAUGUUAUUACAAAUUAUAUUUUAUCGUACUCGCACAUUGCUUGAAUUGCGCGUAUUAUUUUGCGCGCUCUUACAAGUGCAAAAAAUAUAUCGCGAGGGAUAAUUUUUUUAACGAAUGGUAAACCAGGCUUGCAUUACACUUGCGCCGGUUUUUUGCAUUCGAAAUAAAGUGUGCGAAAAUCUUGCUAAAUGUUUGUUGCGCCUUGAAUUGGCAGCAGUAUUUGAUAUACAUUUCGUAAUAUUUUGGGCAUAUUCUAAAUGCCAUUUUCUGUCAUGGAUUUUUUUUAUGCUUUUGUGAAUAGAGAAAAUUGUACUGUUCAGUUGUGAGUACCUUGAUACAUGAAAAAUUGAUGCAUAGCAUUUUUUGUGCUCUUAAUGCGCCAAAUUUUCAUUGUCAUUUUUCACUCUAAAGUACUGAAUAAUACAUUCAAUUUUCUCUUUUGCCAUUCUUAUUGCGCAGUUUCUAAUUGCGUUUUUUUAUCUUGUUUCGAGCAUCUGUGAUAUGUUAAAAUGACAUUAAAACAAUGUGUUGGACACGAGUAUACAUGUGAAAAAUCAUGGUCCGUUUUACACUGGGCAAAUGAGAAGAAGAUGCCAUGUCAUAGUGGAUUACUUAUGAAGGUGAGAUUUUUCUGUACCUGAUUUAAUGCGUUUUUAACAUGUUCCUAAGUUAUUAGUGAGUCUUUUGAGUAAAAAUUUGCUUUUCUCGAACUCUGCCAAAUUUAUCUUUACUUUUCCCUUCUGCUGUAUCGUUAGGGGAUAUAUAAUAUAUAUGUAUACAUACUUUUAUGUACAUACCUUUAAUUAUAAUUUAAACGAUUAUUAUUAACUAACUCGACAUGAGACUACAGGUUUACAAGAUCAUUCCGUAUCGUAACUAAUAAGUCAUUUUUAUCAUAUCGUAAUAUUGUUCAUUCAAUAAUAUUUAAAUAUUAUCAUGUAAGCCUUAUGAAUUCGGAAAGCUUGAUGAGUAUUCACGUAGCGGAUGAUGAAACUUCCAAUGCUGUGUUUGACUUAGACGACAACCGCGACGACUUUUUCGAUUCGCACGUGCGCUCUUGUAACACAUUAUUGCUGCGUUUCGACAGGGAUGCCAGCAAUGCCCAAGCACCUUGCACCGGCCACCUUGCAGCACUCACAUAAGCAUAAUAUCUAUCUAUCUAUCUAUCUCUCUGUUUUUCUCUUUCUCUUUCUCUCAUCACCGCCUGUAUGCAAGAUAUACUUGUAAUGAUCACAAAAAAAAAACAGAAUCAAAAGACAAAAAGCUGUGUGUGCCCACGGGUCGUUCUCCGUUGCAAUGUCCUUGGGUUUUGUCAAUUUCAGGGAAGGAGGAGAGACCUUCGGCGGAUUGUCGGGGAUGCUGCGUCAGAUUCUCUCGCCCUCGCCCGAGAUCGGCGAGGUCGGUAUGUCCGUCAAUUGUAAUCUCCUACAAACCAACUCGAUAUUCUCGAACCAACCUUCGUCGAUGCUAACGUCGACGUUACUCCCCCCGCAUUUCCCGUCCGUCUGUCAGGACCAGUCGCUGCUCGAUCAGGUGCAGAUCUUUACCUAUCCCUGCUCCACGUGCGGGCUGGAGUUCCGAAGCGUCGUUAAGCUGAAUUACCACAUACGAACGAGUCAUACCGCGCGUCCGGAAUACGAGCACGGUAUCGAGAAUCAGCCGCGUUACUCGUGCGCGGUCUGCUCGCGGACCUUCGUCGCCCUGAAUCACCUGAGGAUGCACGAGGUCACGCAUUCCGCGCCCGUGCCCACGUGCGCGUCGACCUCGGCCAGUCUCGUCACUUUGCCCGGUGGCGGCGGCGGCGGCGGUGGUGGUGGUGGCGGUAACAUGGAAAAAACGUUCGCCUGCGAUCUCUGUCAGGCCACCUUUCGGUAUCGCACGCUACUGGAACGUCACCGGAGGAUGCACCAGGAGAUCGGCCAGGAGAAACCCUACUCCUGCCCGAGAUGUCUGAUGCGCUUCGAGACGCGCAACUUGUACAAUCACCACGCGAAAACCCACAGACCUUUGCCGGCGAGUAAUGACAAUCGGAUAGUCGCGGGUACUAACGCGGUGUCGUCGCCCGUCGAUACGAUGGUAGCUGGCAAUCUCGGUGUUGCCGGAGGCGGCGGCGUCGGCGGCGGUCCGGUGAUCCCCGCCAAGUCCAUACCUUCUUACCCCUGCGAUUCGUGCUCCAAGCAAUUCACGACCGCUGAAUCACUGACCACGCAUAAGGCGGUGCACAGGUCGCGACCACUGGUCUGCGACGUGUGCGGCAAGGGCUUCACGCAUCGCAAGUAUUAUGUGGUGCAUCAGCGCAUCCACACCGGUGAGAGACCGUAUCUCUGUGCCAUGUGCGGCAAAUCGUUCACGCAGGCGUCGACGCUCACCGUGCACCGACGUUAUCAUACGGGAGAGCGUCCAUACACCUGCACGCUGUGCGGAAAGGGAUUUGUCACGCGAACGAUUAUGCUUAAUCACAUGAAGAAGCACUGAGUCGAUUGUCGUGAUUAAAUUCAAGACGCAAUGGAUAUAUUUUAGAGAGAGAGAGAGAGAGAGAGAUAACGAAGAGCCUUAUUUGAUCUCAGAAUCUUGUCAACACUCUAAAGAAAAAUAUGAUAUCAAAGUUUAUAUCAAUUCUAAUUAAAGCUAUUUGAUAUAAUUUAAAACAAAAAGAAAAAUCCACAAAAGUAAGAUUAAAAUAAUUGACUUUUUUCUAAUUGUCUAUUGAAACUGUUUAAUAGCGGAUGUAUAUAAUUUUUUAGAAACAAAUAUUUUGUUGAAAAUAAAAAGCUAUAAAAAUUAAAAUACUUUUGAUUGGAAGUAAUCUUUUUUGUUUUUUAAUACAAAAUUAUAUAGAGUGUUGAUAUCUAAGUGCCUAAAAUUACUCAAGUUACUCGCAAUACAAUAAAUAUGGCAAAUAAAUUAAAAUAUAUAAAUUAAUUUUUUUUAUGAAUACGUCUACAUAAUAUAUAACUUCAUAUAGUUUCGGAUAAAAUAUACUUGGUAACCAAAUCAAAAUCACGAUAAAAAUAUGUAAGCAACUACAUGCUGUAAUCAUAAAUGUUGUCAUCACUGUGAUAUCGUUUGUAUAUUAUACAAAAUAUUUAGAGUAAUGUUAAUAUUAUAGACGUGAGGCGGAAUAUCUUUCUAAAUGAAAGUAAAUAUGGCGUAAUUCAGUUUCUAAUAAAAGAAGGUAGUACCUGCGCAAUAAUACGAAAAAAGUGCCUAAAAGUCCAAUUGUCUAAAUUAUUUUUUAUCGUG
This is a messenger RNA of Wasmannia auropunctata (little fire ant), 4924 nucleotides long. RefSeq names its product endothelial zinc finger protein induced by tumor necrosis factor alpha-like. The record is from RefSeq and is a predicted model, not a curated record. The transcript has a single exon. Bases 2978 to 4156 code for a protein of 392 amino acids. Lineage: Eukaryota; Metazoa; Arthropoda; Insecta; Hymenoptera; Formicidae.